Messenger RNA from Rhinolophus ferrumequinum (greater horseshoe bat), 1514 nucleotides. Its product is annotated as cystathionine gamma-lyase-like. The record is from RefSeq and is a predicted model, not a curated record. NCBI's taxonomy places the organism in Eukaryota, Metazoa, Chordata, Mammalia, Chiroptera, Rhinolophidae. Gene Ontology annotation, cellular component: cytoplasm. Gene Ontology annotation, molecular function: pyridoxal phosphate binding; cystathionine gamma-lyase activity. Gene Ontology annotation, biological process: transsulfuration.
GCAUGCAGAAAAAAGACGUCUUCCCACACAGUUUCCUGCCCAGCUUCCAACAUUUCGCCACGCAGGCCAUCCACGUGGGCCAGGAACCAGAGCAAUGGACCUCCAUGGCUGUAGUGCCCCCCAUCUCACUGUCCACCACAUUCAAGCAAGGGGCUCCGGGCCGGCACUGUUUGGCCUUUGCUUCAGGUUUAGCUGCCACUGUGACUAUUACCCAUCUCUUAAAAGCGGGAGACCAAAUUAUUUGUAUGGAUGAUGUGUAUGGAGGUACAAACAGGUACUUCAGGCAGGUGGCAGCUGAAUUUGGAUUAAAGAUUUCUUUUGUUGAUUGUUCCAAAACUAAAUUGCUAGACGCAGCCAUUACACCAGAAACCAAGCUUGUUUGGAUUGAAACUCCCACGAACCCUAACUUGAAGAUAGUUGAUAUUGCAGCCUGUGCAAAUACUGUCCAUAAACGUGGAGACAUUAUUCUGGUCGUGGAUAACACUUUCAUGUCGGCAUAUUUCCAGCGGCCUUUGGCUUUGGGAGCUGAUAUUUGUAUGUAUUCAGGAACAAAAUAUAUGAAUGGCCACAGUGAUGUUGUAAUGGGCUUUGUGUCUCUUACUUCUGAGACCCUCCAUAGUAGGCUCCGUUUCUUGCAAAAUUCUAUUGGAGCAGUUCCGUCUCCUUUUGACUGUUACCUCUUCAAUCGAGGUCUGAAGACUCUACAAAUCCGAAUGCAGAAGCAUUUUGAAAAUGGAAUGGCAGUUGCUCAGUUUCUGGAAUCAAAUCCUCUGGUAGAAAAGGUUGUUUUUCCUGGACUGCCCUCUCAUCCUCAGCAUGAGUUGGCAAAGCGCCAGUGCACUGGGUGCCUGGGGAUGGUCACCUUUUAUAUUAAGGGCACUCUUCAGCAUGCUGAGACUUUCCUCAAGAACCUGAAGUUAUUUACUCUGGCUGAGAGCUUGGGAGGAUACGAGAGUCUUGCUGAGCUUCCGGCAAUCAUCACCCAUGCAUCAGUGCCUAAGAGCCAGAGAGAUGCCCUUGGGAUUAGUGACACACUGAUUCGACUCUCUGUGGGCUUAGAGGAUAAAGAAGACCUAAUGGAAGAUAUAGAUCAAGCUUUGAAGGCAGCACACCGUCCAAAUGCAAAUUGAACCUAAUAUUUCAGCAAUGCUGUUAGAAGUUGCUUCGUGAGAGAACAAAUCUUUUGAAUAACUGAAUGGACUAUUAAUGAACAUUUGCAGAAUUUUCAAGUGAAAAUUCUCAUCAGUAAUUUUCACAAUUGUAACCUUCCAGGAAUCCUCCCUGUGGAAAACAGUUUUCUCUUUCCCAUUGUCAUUGACAGGUGAAUUCUGUUAAUAUCUUCUAUGUUAAUUUUGGUAGACAUUGGCCUCUGAAGGAGGUGAGACUUGUGUUGCUUUUUGGGAUUGUGUUCUUUUUUUUCAUCAUGUAAGAUUUAUAUUGAUCAUGUUUACAAUAUAAUGGUAAUUCAUUUUUGAUGUUUUCUGAAGAAUUUAAAUUAAAUGAAUAUUUUUAAA